UCACCACCUCCAAUAUACACUACAUAAACAUGACAAAAUAAAUACAAAUUAUGCAUAUGUACUCAUAUUGUAUGAUACAGGGAAACAACAGAGUCUAAUUUGGAUGCAUAACAUGUACAUAGCGAGGCAGAGCGCGGCACCUGGAAACUUCUGCCAGAGUCCCGUUUGAAAUAUGCUUUAAAAUGCUGCAUCGUCCAAUACCGCCUCUCAUUGUAUCCCGCUACUUUUCCUGUUCAUUACACUGCCGUCCUGCCCACAAUAUGCAUUACAUACAUAUAAACAUGCAUACAUACGUACACCAUGGAUGCAUACAUGCAUAUAUGUAUACAUAUACACACAUGGACAAAUAUACCCACACCCAGAGAGAACUUCCCGCUUUUCCGGAUCAAUUGGACCAAGCCAAGAGGGCGGGGAAAUCUUCAGCCAAUCCGUGCUUGGAGGAAAUAAGACGUCAUUUAGAUGCGCCGGGUUUGCUUUACAAGAAGAGACAGUGACAGAAAAGCUUGGGAUAUAUAUAUAUUUUUAUAACGGCUCCUCGAUUUUUCGCGUCGAAGCGAUGUUUCUUUCCACUCCCACCUCGCCUCACACCCCAGGCGGCGGCGGUGGCUCGGGCCGAAGAAGCCUCCGCCCCGGAGGUAAGAAGAGCCAAAUGCUGGUGACCCCGUCAGUCUCUUCCCCAGCCUUCUUCUCGCCGGCAACGAGGAGACACCUCGGUUCCCUCUCUGCGCGGUGUACACCUACAAAGGUUGUACAUCAUCCAACGGGAAGUGAAACUAUCAAUUAUGAUGUAAAAAAGUUUGGUUCCCCUUUGCCGGUAAAAGUUGUAGAGGCUUUGAGAAUGGCUGAUGCUGAGGACGAUUUGAGUAUGCUUCUAGAUGAAAGUGGAUGGGCUUGGCUAGUCCAUAAAGAUAGACUAAUUAUUUGGAAGAUUGGUCAAUCAUCAAUUGCUAAGUGUUCUAUAUGCAAAGAACUUCAGUUGCCAGCAAGUGACUAUAUUUGGACUGCACAUCUGGUAGCAGUAAGCUGUCUUAAUGUUCCUGGUGAAGCAUCUUCUUUACAGUCCCUUGUGGUAAUGGCUGCCACUCGUGAAGGAACAAUACGUUACUGGCCCAGCCUUGUGCAUGAAAGUUCCUAUACUGAGAUGAAUAUGGAUUUUGGCGGUGCUCUUUAUAAUUUUCUUACAGCUGUAAAGGGUGGAAGCUUUAUUUUAUCCUCGGCAAGGAGUCAAUUUAUACGACUUACACCUGAUAGCAAUGGCAAGAUUUACCAACAUGGCUUAGCUGAAGGACAAGGCAUGUUUUCUGGAAUAGGUAGAAAAGUUUCUUCACUGCUUGGGAUUCUGUCACCUAGUAACGAUGAAGAACUUUCUAGUGUUCUUUGGGAUGAAGAUGAUUCAAGAUUUUAUGCUGUGACCAACUCAAAUCUUUAUAAAUGGGAAAUAGACGACAAUGCAGAACGUCAAGUUCUCAGCUGGGAUAUAAACAGAGUACUUAAAGAAAAUAUCAUGGAAUCAAUAUGGGGAUCAGAAAGCAAUUAUGGAGACAUUAAAGAAGAUAUUAAUGUGCAAUAUUUGGAUUUGCAGCAAAAUUGUGAUGGACUAGUUAUUUUGGCUGCAGCCUGGCAUCUUGGUGACACUCCCUGCCUUGUUUACUAUACUUUGAUAACUGUAGAAGAUAAUGGUUAUCCCACAUCUGAUAACGUGAUUGUAGAGGUCACUCAAUAUAACCCACCUUUUCAGCCUGAAGAACCAAUGUGUCAUUUAAUAGUCCCAGAUUUUUCCAGCCAUUUUGCCUGUCUUUAUACUGAAAAUGAGGUGUUUGCUUGUUCAACUGGAACAGGAAGAACCUCUUUGCCACAGGAGAAGAUUAUUUUCAGUGCCCACGGUGAUAAAAUUUUAGGAGCAGGUUAUUCUGCUCAACUUCCCAUUUUUUUUGUUCAAAAAAGCGGACUUGUAACUAUAUGUUCCAAAGAAACCACUUCUUUACUUCCUGAAGACAUUGAGGAUUCUUUAGCCUGCUCUGUAGCUGAGCCCAAUGAUGAGAGCAUUGGUUUUGACAGCUCUUCUAGAAUGGAUAUUGUAGCUCAAGAAGAUAAAACUAAAAUGCUAAAAUCUUCUUUUUUGCAGUUUUGCAGGAAGGAUGUGCAGGGUGCAAAUGCCACAAUUGCUGACCUUUUCCCCCAGCAAGCAGAUUUCGGUCCCGAUGCUGAUCUUGAUAGAGCCGUAACACAAGUCAGUGAAGAAUUAAUAGAUGAUUAUCCUACAUCUGAUCCACGGUGGGCUGAAUCAGUACCUGAAGAUGCAGCAAAUUUUACCAACUCAUCCAUCAUCAUUCUUCACCAGCUGGAUAAUAAGUCACAAGCACAUUCUAUGUACAUUGAUUUUCUUCGCCAAGUUGAUCUCUUUGGACGACUGGAUUGUGUUCAAGUAAGAGGCAUGCCAAUGGCAGCUCGAUUACUACUUUGUGAACAUGCAGAAAAAUUAGCAGCAGCUAUUGCUCUCAAGAACUAUCAUUACAAAUUGCCAGAUCUCGUGACUUGUGCAAUACAGAUUGCUUUGAACAAAAGAGAAUAUGACAUUCCCUCAGGUCUAACACCUGCUGAUGUUUUUUUCAGAGAGGUUUCUCAAGUAGACACUAUUUUUGAAUGCUUACUGGAAAAGGAAAAACAAGUCUUGAAGGAUACAUCGGUUCAGUCUGAGGAAUGGGGUGAAACAGUUGUUGAAGUAAACAAUAUUAUAAAGGAUAUGCUAAAAGCUGCUAUCCAAGAUCGCCAAUCUAAAAUUCCUUUAUAUAAAAUAAGAGAUCCCACUAAAGUUGAACCUGAAUAUGUACCUUGGACAGCAUCUCUUGGUGUGCGAACAACAAUAGUGCAGCAACACGAAAUCAUUCUGAAGAAGGUUUAUCCACAAGCUAAUAGUAAGCUUCGGAGCACCGUGACAGAACAGCUGGUGGCACUGCUGGAUUGCUUUCUGGAUGGCUAUGUUUCUCAGCUUAAAUCUGUGGACCGGCCUGAACAUCAGGAACGUUAUAACAGUCUGCUGGUAGAAUAUGAACAGAAAAGAACAGAAUUAUUGCUACCAUUACUUGUUCUCAAACAAUACCAGCAAGCUGCUGCUCUUGCAGAAAAAUAUUGUGACUUUGAUAUUUUGGUACAACUAUGUGAACAGACUGAUAACCAAAGCAGAUUACAACGCUACAUGACCCAGUUUGCUGAUCAGAAUUUUUCAGAUUUUCUGUUUCGUUGGUAUUUGGAAAAAGGAAAAAGAGGAAAACUGUUAUCACAGCCAAUUGCUCAGCAUGGCCAGUUGGCUAGCUUCUUACAAGCUCAUGAACAUCUCAGUUGGCUACAUGACAUCAAUAGUAAUGACAUGGAUAAGGCUUACAGAACACUCCACAAUUUAGCAAAUACAGAAACAAGAUACUUUGCAAAGAAGAAAACUCUUCUUGGAUUAAGUAAACUAUCUGUGCUAGCUUCCAAUAUAUCAGAUGUGAUGCUUAACGAGAAAAUUGAAGAAAUCAUUGAACAAGAAUGUUUUUUACUGCAUCAAGAAACCCUUCCUGAACCGUUGUUGGCAGAGAAAAAGAUGUCUCUCAAUGAAAUGCCAGUUUUAAGUGCCCCACAGCUCAUUGAGCUAUACAUAUGUGAUGAGAACCAGAAAGCUAAUGAGUAUGACUUCAAAAAGGCACUGGAUCUGCUGGAAUAUAUUGAUCAGGCUGAGCAAGUGGACAUAAAUUAUCUUAAACUUAAAAUACUUUGUAAAGCUCUCCUGAGAGAUGGCUGGUCCAAUUCAGAAGGCAAAGAUGAUCCAAUUGAAGCAUCUAAAGACAGUAUAUUUGUGAAAAUACUACAAAAGCUGAUGAAAGAAGGAGUUCAACUUAGAGAAUAUCUGCCUGAUGUGAAAGAUUUGAUGCAGUCAGAUGAACUUGGACAUUUAAAGUAUAAUCCCUACUUUGAAUUUGUUCUGAAAGCAAAUUAUGAAUUGCAUGUUUUUAGAAAUCAGGCAUGAGAAAUUUUUAAUUUUAGUUAAGCCAGCUUCUUUUUUACAUUGUGCAUUGUUUUUGCAAUAAAGUUUCAAUUCUAACCAAUAACAUGUCUGAUUCAUAAUGAUUAAAAACUGAAGCCAAAUCAAGAAGAUUAUGAAAGAAAGUUGAACAAAACAUAAAAAAUUCUAUAAACAGUAUGUUUCUAAACAGCAAUCCAGCUUCUUACUUGUGCUGCUGUUUUGUAGUGAAUACAAUUGUUUAUACAAUGUGAGAAAUGUUGACUUUUCUUCUUAUAAUAUACACUUAUAUUCUUAAAUAUAUAAAUGACUGAAUUCAAGUGCUCACCAUGUAAUGAAGUUCUAUUACAAUCUAAGUAAUGACAUGAAGGCUAGAAAGUAGUUCUGCAAGUUCUUCUCCUGGAAAUUAUCUUCUCUACUUGAUGUUAGCUUGGUUUUGGUAGUUUACAAUCCACAAUACUUUGCCAUGCUAAUGCAUAAAGAACAGAUGGACUAAUGUAAAUCAAUUUAGUUCUUUAAUCUGACAAAUAUCACAGAAUUGUCCCUACAGCCUGCUCAACGUGUACAAAGUAACUGCAAAACCAAUUUGCAUCGUCUUACUUUUUUAUGUCUUGGCUAAAUGCCUCUAGAAUUUGAUCCAACAGCUGAGAAGGUCAUAAGUUAAAUCAGUUGAAGAGCAUCCUAUGUCCAGUUUUAAAAGUACAGCUACCAUUCCAUGGCUUCCUUUCUUGCUGUGCUUACAGAGCUCUAAGAAUGGAAGAGCCGAAUACAUAUGGAAGAAUAUACUUAUCUCGAAAUGUUCAAACCAAUGUAGAUAAUGUACAAUGCAUUAUCCCUACUGGAAGAUUAAACAGAAUAUCUGAAGUAUGUUGGGAUCUUCAGAAUAUGUGAUUGCCAAAGGAACAGGCAACCUCAAGUUAUUAAUACAAAGUUAAACAUUGAAACAUAGUAAUAAAAUGAAGCUGACAAAUGAUCACAUUUUAUUCUGCUUUUUCAAUUAAAAAGCAGUGAAAAGUGCUCUGGUCUGAUUAAAGUCUCCCUAGAGCUUUUCAUUUCAGUCCAAACUAUAAUUUGCUUUUAUAUAUAAAGUGCUACAUAAUCUGAAUUUUGUAGAAAUUUUCUCUUGAUGCUAACAUUUCCCCAAAAGCUAAAACAGAUUUUCUCUAAAUAUUCAGAAUAAACACCAGGUUCUGAGUACAUGAAAAUGUGUUAUCCGAAUAUUUGUUAAGAGUUUUUUUAUGAGAAGACAUAGCCCUGUUUUUGGCAGUUUACUAAGAAGCUCAUCUCAGUGAGUUCAACAGAAUGUAUUCCCAUGGAGCAUGUAGUGGUAUUAAUGCAAAAUCUGAAUUCUGUGAAAUUAGUUCACUUAAUGAGCAGCCUCUGGAAUGAUGUAGAUACAGGUAUAUGUACAUAUACCAACAGCUGGCAAUUUCAUUCUAAAAUAGUGCUAUUUUUUCUUCCUGAAAAAUGGCUGAAAAUCAUCUGAAUCAAAUGGUCUUAUAUUAAAAAAUACAAAUACGUUUUGGUUUCAGUAGAUGUG
This is a messenger RNA of Thamnophis elegans (Western terrestrial garter snake), 5540 nucleotides long. It is a transcript of the gene NUP133, whose product is annotated as nucleoporin 133. Gene Ontology annotation, biological process: poly(A)+ mRNA export from nucleus; transcription-dependent tethering of RNA polymerase II gene DNA at nuclear periphery; protein import into nucleus. The coding region runs from base 305 to 4006 and encodes 1233 amino acids. The transcript is spliced from 26 exons. NCBI's taxonomy places the organism in Eukaryota, Metazoa, Chordata, Lepidosauria, Squamata, Natricidae. Gene Ontology annotation, molecular function: structural constituent of nuclear pore; protein binding. The record is from RefSeq and is a predicted model, not a curated record. Gene Ontology annotation, cellular component: nuclear pore outer ring.